AUGUUUGAGAAAUUAAUUGAAAAUAUCCUUUAAUAGGUUUUGGGAGAAUACAUUGAUGGUUUGGAUCAACAAUCCCUUAAGGUUGGGAUUUGGAGUGGAGAAGCCAAAAUUGAGAAUCUUAGAUUGAAACCAGACGCUUUUAUUAAAUUAGACCUCCCCUUCCUCGUUAAGUAUAGCAAGUUGGGAACCCUUAAUUUGAAUAUUCCUUGGAAGAAUCUAGCGAGUGCUCCAAUCAAAGCAAACCUCGAUACUUUGUAUUUAAUACUAAACCCUCAAGAAGCACACGAUUGGAAAUUUGGGUGUGUUACAGGGGCAGACAAAUUAAUAGAAGUUGAUUCCUUUAAACAGAAACUCCUAGAGAGAAUAUCGAAUAAAGAACAAUAAGAUGGUAUGAUGUAAAGAAUCAUAAUCAGAGUGAUUGAAAAUCUGUAGAUUAGCAUCUAAAAUAUUCACAUCAGAGUGGAAGAUGCCUAGAUAAGCUAUGGGUUUGUACUGUAGAAUUUCACUUUACUUACAGUAAAUGAACAAGGGGUGGAACAAUUUAUUGAUAGAACUUCAAAUAAAAAUUAGCAGUUGAUUAAGAGUUUGAUGAUUAGUAAUAUUGGUUUAUAUUGGCAGAGUUAGGAUGGUAUUCAGUUUUCUGAAUCUCUGUUCGAAAAGGAAAUACCAAAGCAUGAUUAUCUAUUUAGAAUCUCCUUAUAGAGUAAGGUUGUACAACCACCGAAAUAGAGUGAGAAUCUUCCAGACUUCAAAUUUGAUCUAGAUUUGCAAUCAUUUGACAUCCAAUUAUCGAAGCCUUAAGUCCAACAAAUUAUCAAUCUUACGCACUAUUUGAAUUCUUACAAUAGAGCUAAGAUCAAAUUUUAGAAAUAACAGUUGAUGAUCUAACCAUUGGAUGAAAAGGAUCAAGGACGAAUUAAGCAAAUUUUGCAAUCAGUACAAUUGGAUAAAAAAUAUAAAGAUGCACUCAAUAAAGAUUAAAAAUAAGAGCUUUGUGCCAUUUUAGAGAAAACAUAGAUAGAAGAGGUAAAACCAAUAGUGUUAGAAGUUAUCAAAGAGUAACAAUAUGAGGACAUGAAAUAAAAGGCGUUGAAAAAGAAAUAACCUUAAGGAUUCUUAUAAAAUUGGUUUGGAAAAGGUAAAUAGCAAUAAUAAAAUGAAACUCCAACUCUCUUAGCUGAAGAAUCAGAGGAAAUCUAGAAAUUUUUAUAAUAAAAUUUCUCAUAGGAUGAAUCUUCUUAAGCCAAUUAAGGGAAGGUUACCUAAAUAGUAGUGAAUGGCAAAAUGAGACAAGGAACUAUAAUUUUAAGCAAUCCUAGAUAACAAAAAGUGGAUCAAAUUAAAAUUAUAUUCUAAGAUCUAAAAUGCAAUUUAAAAUCAGAUAGGGAUCUAAAAGUGGAUCUAUCUUUAAUAGAUAUAAUUGUUCUAUUCAAUGAUUAACAAUUUCUAACCAAUACAAGCAAUGAUAACUCAAAACCUAUAAUCCUAUUGAAUUUCAACUUGAUUGAGUCUACCACCACAUAAAUUUAAUUAGAAACAAGAUCCUCCAAACUAAGAUUUCAUCCAGACCUAAUUACAGUGCUUAGUGAUUUCAGUAAUGUAGACUUGAAGUCAAAUUAGAUUAAAAAUAUGGCCAAUGAUAGAAUUCAAGAACUUAAACAGAAUGCACAAGCAGCCUUGGCUAAUUAAGUAAUUGUUGAAAAGAAUAGAUGGGUUAAUAUAACAAUGGAGCAGUUCUAUUUUGAAAUCCCCUUAAACAACUCAUAAGAAUCUUGGCUAUUUUGUCCAGGUUUAAUAAACAUUAAUAGUAGCAUCAUGAACGGUUAAGAGUUGUUCAAAGUGUAAAUUUCAAACAUAGGAUUGAAAUAUCUAUCUUAAACUCAAUAUAGUGUAAUUGACAAUUUUACUAUUCUGCUUGAUUUAUAGUUACCAAAUCAUAAAAACAAAAAUCUGAUCAUGAAUGGUAACAUCCAAGAAAUUAUCACCAAUUUGAAUCCAUAGAUAUAUCAAAAACUAAAAAAAAUUGAAGAUUGUUUAACUCCGUCAAUAAGUGUUUAAGAAUACUAAAAGUAAAAUAAGUUAGCAGAAAUCGAAAACAAAAUACUAAUUGAAAAUGCUACAAACAUUGGACCACUUUACAUUAAGGAAGGUCCAUUGAAUUAAUGGGUUAAAUACACUUGUGUGAUGGAUGGUUCUAAUUUAUAUUUUUAUACAAAUCCAAAAUCCUAAUAACCUAUCUACAUCAAAUACGUAAGAAAUUCAACAAUCGUCGAAAAGGGAAUUGAUGAAUUUAAAAUGAAUGUUCUCAAAAUUGUAAAUGAGAAUAAUUCAUUUGAAAUUGGUAUCCAAAAUUAAACUCAGAUCCAAGAUCUGAUUCAAAAGAUCUCAUCAUAGAAUGAUCUAGAGAGAUAAUUGCUUAAAUAAUUAGAAAAUGAAUAAGAUAAAUAAUUGAUAGAACCUAUUAUGUUUAAGAAGUUCAUUAAUUUUACAAUAUCCGUUGUCUAAAUUAAUUUAUAAGAUUCAAAAUCUAAGUAAUUUCUAGUUCUGAAAACUAACGAUUUAUCUCUUAGAAUGAAGGUGCACUCUGAAUUCUUGGAGGCUCAACUUUCUCUUUCAGGAUUGCAACUAUAAGAUAGUCUAAGAUAAUACUGUAAGCAGUAAUUAAGUAACCUUAUCAUAUCAGAAAAAGAGAAUGGAGAACUUAUUGAAAUAUAAUUUCAUUAAACUAAGAGGAAUUCUAAAAAUUAUAAGGAUGUGGAUAAACAAAUAGAUUUGAAAUUUGGUAAGAUGCACAUCAACUUCAAAAGUGAGACAAUUGCCUAUUUGUUAUAAUUCAUUGGUCAUAAAAAAAAGGAUAAUUAAUAGGAGAAAUCAUUUAAUAAAAUGGAAAAAGAGUUUUUGGAAGCUGAAAAGCAAUUUCUAUUAUUAAAGGCGAAUGUGUAGAUCAAUCAAAUCAGUUUAUCUAUUAUUCACGAAAUUACCAAAUUGCCAUUUUUAGAUAUUCAAUUCUAAGAUUCUGCUAUAGAAAUACUCAAGUAUCAGGAUGAAUUAUAAAUGUAAGCCAUUUUAGGCGAUCUAUAAAUCAAUGAUUUGACCAAUCAUCCUUAUACAUUGACAUAAGAGGAAGAUUACCAUUUGAUUAAACCUUACUAAAUUUUGGGAAUCAAAUAAAAGGGUCAAUCUCUAUUAUUUGUUAAAAUUAUCUUAAUAGAACCAUUAUCUAAGAAAGCCUAAUUAAAUCGAGAUAUCAUUAACAUUGAUGCAAAUAUAAGUUAAAUUGUGACUGAUUAUCAACAAUAGCCCAUUCUCAGAAUUAUUGAUUAUAUUCAAAACUUGAGAGAACCUUUCAUCAAUCCCUAUUCGUUUAAAGUUUAAGGCUAUUCAAUUGAAAAUAUCUAUAAAGAGAUUGUGUAACCUAGUAUAAUUAUUGUUGAACCCUCUAAAGAGGAUUCAAUUAAGAUUACUUAAGAUCCCCCUAGAAUAAAGUUAAGAGUAAAGAUUGACAAUCCUUAGAUUAUCGUUAGAAACACAUUUUCAAAUGAAUUCAUGAUUAUCAAUUUAGGAAUGAUCAGUGUUACUAACAUAAAGUAAUAGAUAAACUCAUUUUAUAAGGACAUUUAUACAAUAUAAAUCACUCAACUAAACAUCACAGGAGAGUGUGACAGCGAGAAGUCUAUCAUUGCAAGUGAUUUUAAUUUGUUAUUGACUGUCACUGUACCUGAUUUAGUAAAAUAUUAUAAAUAGAUCAGUAACUAUGUUGACGAAGCAUUUUAUGUUAAUUGUGAAUUGAGCUAAUUUAUUUUAAACGUAGAUAGAAAUACUGUUAAAUUGAUCAAUAGAUUAAUAGUGUAUAAUUUCACUCUAAAUGAUUCAUUUAAUCAAUAUGUAUUGCUUAAUACUCAAAAAUCAAAUUAAAUAAACUAAGAAUAAUCGAAAAUUAUAUUAAAGUAGGAUGUUGAGAAGAGAACAAGAAAUUAGGAUUACUUUAUUAAAUUGAAACUGAAAAUUAUUAAUGUUUCAAUAUUUUUAUGUUUGCAUAGACCAUUAAUUCGAUUGUCAAUAGUGGAUAGCAAUAUAGAAUUUAAAAUGAAGAGGGAUGGUAAGAAAGAAAUAGUUAUCAACAUCUCCUCAUUCAAUUCAUGUGUAUAUGAGUAGAUUGAUGGAUAUUAUGUCAGUAAACCACUAAUAGGAAUACAAGUGGAGAAGAAAUAUGAUGAUUUACAUAAUUUAAGAUAAUUGAUAGAGAAUGCAUCUAAUUCAGAUAAGGAGUCAGGUAAAAUUGAAAUAUAUAUCAGCCCCACUUAAAACCAGACCCAUAAUAAAUUAUAUUUAAAAUUUGAAUCAUUUUUACUUACAAUUUAGACAAAGAUAAUCUUAUAGGUUCUGACAAUAUUUGAGAGAGAGGAAUUGAGUCAAUUUGUAAAUACACAAUUAUAGGAACAUUAGUUUAAAUAUGAUGAAUAUUUGAGAAGCUAAUAAAAGGAAGAAGAGGUUCAACCUACAGAUUCUCAAAUCUUUAUUACCUUAGGGGAUGUAAUAAUUGGGAUUCCAUCAAAUGAGGAUUCAAUUCUAACGUUUACUGGUAAAUUCAACAUUAUUUUGAAUACACUAAACACUGUGAGUUCAGAUGAAUUGCUUUGUUUAAUUAAAGAAAAAAGUUUGAAUUAUAAUGAUUAAAACGAUAUGAACUACAAAAUCAAAUCAUCAGUGUCGGUCGAACUGGUGCAAGCAUAUGUGGCAUCAAAGUAAUAAUUGUAUAGUUAAUAAUUCAAUCAAAUUGAGAAUAAAAGGUAAAUCAUAUGGCCAUUUACUAUGCUCUUAAAUCAGAGUUAAUAAUUAGUGCUAUCCGAAGACUAGGAUGCACUUGUCGAAAAACAGAGUAUAAGAUUGUCAUUGAGUCCAUUUGAAUUCAGGAUUGCUUUCACGGAUGUGUUAUUUAUUUAAAAUCAGAUUAAUAACUAAUUGCAAAUUAUUAAUGAAUUAACCAACAAUGAUAUAAGGCAACAAUAGUAGGAAAUGAGUAAUUAACAAAAAUAAAAUAAAUUAUAAAAUAUUGAUUUAGUAAUUGAUGGCAUUGAAGUGAUGAUUUUGAAUGAUAUUGAGAAUCAUUAUUAGUAUAUCACGAAAUUUACAUUGUUCUAAACUGAAACCAAAUUAGAUCAAACAUCUAGGAAUUUUAAAUUCAUAAUCAAUUUACCAAUUCAAUUGCUUUAUUACAAUUAAAACAUUGGGAUUUGGGAACCCAUUAUUGAAACAUGUGACAUCUCAAUUAUAUAUAUAAAGGAUCUAGCUGGUUUUGAUCAAGUUAGCGUAAAUCAAUUAGAUGUUCUUAUAAAAGAUGGAGUUAAUAUCAAUAUAUCGACUCAAAUGAUCUCGACCGUUUAUCCAGCAUUGACUAUCUUAAAUUAAAGGUUGUAAGCCAAGAACAUAAACCAAAUAAGAUUUCAGCAUAACUCAUAUGCCAAAUAUGCAAUCUAUAAUCAAUUAGGAUCUGAAGUUCUUUGUGAAACCCAAGACAAUAAAAUGAUAAUUGUCCAAUAGAAUGAAUACAAGGAUUUUGAUAUUAAUAAUUCUAGUACUAACCACUCAGUGAAUCUGCAGAUCUAAGGUGAUAAAAUUCCAUUUGAAAUUACCAAUUGGAAUAUCAAUAAGCUCUAACAAAAAAUAAAGAAAAUUGGAGAAAACAGUCCGGUGCUCAUUAAGAAUUUCGUCGAUCAAUUAAAAAAUUAGAGAGUUAUUUAUUUGAGUUCUGAAUUUAUCUUUGAAAACAAUACUUAAACCCAUUUAGAAAUAGUAUUCAAAGAUACCAAAGGAAACCUCCACAUCACUAAGUUGCAACCAUUUAUGCAGAACUUAAAUGCAUAACAAAUUACUAGUUAAGCCAAUUAAUUUGUGCUUCCAUAAUAUUUGUUAUAGAGUGAAUUUUAUAUCAGAAAGGCCCUCAAAAAUUAAGAGAAGUCUUAAUCAUACAAUAUGAAAUACUUAAACAAAUGUUACGAGAGUAAGGAAGCCCUUAAACUAUAAUUGAAUGAAAAUUUCUUUAUAAAUUUGAACGUGCGCAAAGAUCCAGGGUUCUAUGGUCGAUGCAUAAUUUAUAUCCAACCAAAUUUCAGAUUGUAAAAUUUACUGCCAUUCCCUGUGACCAUAAGUAGGUUGUCUGAAUACAAAUAGAUUGAAGUUGCUAAAUUACAACCACUUCAAUAUUUGGAUGAACAUCAAAUCAAAAGCACUAAAGAAUCUCAUUCUAUAUUAAUAGACAUCGAUUCCUAUAAGCAGUCUCAACCUAUCCCAAUAUUGAACAGCAGAAAUUUCAAGUCUCAAGAAACUGUGAUCUCCUUGGUAGGCGAAGAAGGGUAAAUGACCAAAGGAGGCAAAAGUGAAUUGAUUCUUGAAUACAAUUAUACUUUGUUUAAGCAAAGUGGGUUAUGCAGUGCAGUACUGUUUGCUCAGGAAUAUAUUAAGAAUGAAACUUAAUACGAUUUUAUUGUAUGUCAAGGUAAGGGUGAAUAAUACUCAUUUAUUGGUGGAUAGAUGUAAGGAUCACUAAUAAGGCCAUUGAUAUUGAAUAAUUCCAAUAAAUCUAAUGACAUAGUAUUUUCAGAUAGAGGCUCACCCUUUUUGUACUCGCGUACUCCUGCCUAGAUCAAUUCAAUAGGGACUACAGCUAGCGAUAUCAUAUUUAAGAGAAAGGAAGUCUUCUAUAUCGCACCAUUAUCAGUUACAUCUGAGAUCAAAUUAAUUCAAGAGACAUGUUAGAAGAUUGUGAGCAUAAAGAAUAGGAUCAUUUUAGUCAAUAAUUCUGAUUAUUCAGUAUGCAUCAAGCAAUUUAAGGUUUUUGAGAUUAAACCACAUUAAAGGAUGCCUUUGGAGAUCUGUUUUGCUGAUAAAAUACCUCAAUCAUCUGAAGGCAUUUAUCAAUUUCAAUUCACAUUUAUGGAAGAGUAUAACUGGAAUUGGAGUGGCUAAAUUGAGUGUAAUCAGAUUGGAGUCUUUUAUUUGCAAUUAAGAAGCAACAUCUACAAUGAAAUUAGAAAAUUUGCUUAAAUUGACAUCAAUGAAAGCAAUGGGGUAUUGUUUGUAGUCAUCAGUGAAACUAAGCAUGAUCAAACACCCUAUAGAAUCACUAAUCAGAGCAAUAUGAUUACAGUCACUGUCUUAAAUUUGCCAGCAGAGCUAGAUUGCAAUUAGGAUUGCUACUUUGCUUGGGAUGAACCAACUAGAUAGAAUACAGUCCCUCUUAUUAUUUAUCCUAAGAUAAAUCAAUACGAAGUCGUGGAAUAUCAAUUUAGAAUUGAUAAAAUAACAGAUCCCAUUUUCUUUGCUCUUAGAUCAAAAAUUCCUAAUGAUAAUGAUAAGGUUAUCAUUAAAUUGAUAACUGAAAUGAAUGGUUUUACUAGACAUGCUCAAUUCAUUGAUUCAAGUGAAGAGGAAAUGAAGAAAUAUAAAGAGAAUUAAGGAAAAGAAAUUCAAGGACCAUAAUAAUUGAAAUUUGAUAUUGUGAUAACUCAAGUCAAUCUGUCUCUGAUUGAUAACCAUUUAUCAUAUCCAUAAGAAAUUAUUAACAUUGUACUUUAUCAAUCUGAAGCCAUCUUAUUGAUAAACAAAUAAAACAAGGCUAUCUUUUAAUGUAAAUUGACUGCAUUGUAAAUUGAUAAUACAUCUCAAUUACACCCUCUAUUUCCCGUGUUGUUAACACUUCUUCCUACUGGUAAAGUCAAAUAAUAAUUCCCAAUUUUAAACGUCUUAAUAUAAAUGAAUUUAUAGGCUAAGAAAUUGUAAUUGAUUGAGAAAUUCUCUCUUGAAACCAAUCGUUUAGCCAUUAAAAUCAAUGAUGCCAUACUUAAGACUAUACUUAAAACCAUCAAUAAAAUGAUAUAGAUAAGGGACAAUCAACAACAAAAAUUACAAUAGAAAUUCGAUUGGAAGUUAUGUCCUCUACCUGAUAAAUUGAUUCCAACCUACUUUGGAUCAAUAGCCAUAUACCCUAUCAUAAUUUAAGUUACAGUCCAAUGGAGUAACAAGAAAGAUCAAGAUGCUAAUAACUCUAUGUUUACAUCACUCCUAUCUGGAGUUGGAUUUUAAUUAGCCUCUGUUGAUGAAGCCGAAAUUGCAUUGAAGGGUAUUCAAAUGGAUGACGUUUUUGACAGCAUACAUGGAUUAAGUAUCAAAUUAACCUAAAGAUACCUCUCUAAUAUCCAAUAUCAAUUGCCUGCUAUUUUGGGUAGUCUGGCUGUCAUAGGAAAUCCUACUAAAUUAUUGAAAAACUUUGUAUCAGGCAUGUAAGAUUUAAUCGAACGACCCAUUGAAGGAUUCACUAAGGGCCCACUUGAAGGGGGCAUGGGGGUUUUAAAAGGAGCCACUUCCUUAGUCAGUCACACUGUCUCUGGAGUAUUUAAUAGUGUUAAGAAUGUUGUAGGCAGUAUUUCUAGUGGCUUAUCUAAAGUGACGAUGGAUGAAUCCUAUCAAAAGCAGAGAUAAAUCCAGAAUCAACAAUAAGCUAGGAAUGUUGGUUCUGGAAUAUAAGAAGGAUCUGUAUCUUUGGUCAAGGGAGUAGCAGGGGGCAUAUCUGGAUUCUUUAGUAAACCCAUUCAGGGUGCUUAAUAGAAUGGAGCUUCUGGACUUUUGAAGGGGUUGUGGCAAGGCACUUCAGGGCUAAUCAUUAAGCCUGUCACAGGAGUUCUAGAUGUCAUUUCAAAAACAUCAGAGGGUGUUAAAAACUAGUUAUCAUCUGAUGGAUAGCCUAACAACAAUAGGAUUAGAUAUAUGAGACCUUUCUAUGAAAGUGAUGGGUAUUAUAAGGAAUACAAUUGGAUUGAAGCAGAAUGCUACGAAGUUAUUAAAGGAAUGAAAAAUGGAAAAUACGAAAAUCAUAGGCUUCUCAAAGUUGUAACUAUUGAAAGAGAUAACAAAACUUAUGGAUUGAUUUAGACAGAUCUUAGUCUGAUUUUAUUUGAUUUGGAUUAGCAUUAAAAACUUUGGUCUAUUUUGUAUAAGGAUGUAGAAAAUAUAGAUUGUCGUGAAAAUGUAAUAUUAUUGAAGAACAAGAAAUCCAAAAGGGCAUUCUAAGGAAAAUCUGCUAUCUAAUUGCCAAUGUCUUCGACAUAUUAAAGUCAAUAAAUAACAGACGAAAUUAAAUUUAUGAAACAAUAAUUGUGA
Messenger RNA from Paramecium tetraurelia, 9156 nucleotides. RefSeq lists its product as uncharacterized. Gene Ontology annotation, cellular component: extrinsic component of membrane. The transcript is spliced from 2 exons. Gene Ontology annotation, biological process: protein targeting to vacuole; protein retention in Golgi apparatus. The record is from RefSeq and is a predicted model, not a curated record. Lineage: Eukaryota; Ciliophora; Oligohymenophorea; Peniculida; Parameciidae.